AAUCUCGUGAAAAUUAAAUCUCUCUGAUUGAUAGAAAUCAACUUCAGACAAAAAAAUAAGGACAAAAUUUAAAAACCCUCUUAUUUUAUUUAUAAUUUUUUACAACUAAAAUAUUUCUAAUGGAUGAUUUUUAAUAUACCACUUUUAUAUAGUUUGUGUGGCCGGAGUGAAGUCGUGAAUGUUGACAUUCAAUAUGGCGGUAUGUCGUCAGUGCUAUGCUGUGUCGUGCUUGUGAGUGUCGGUUUCGGGCAAACGGUAUAGCCUAUAGAUAGAAACAGAAUAUACGAUUACCUUCAACAAGCCGAUGUACCACAGAGCUCCGAUUCAGCAAGCAUUGAAGACAUCUGAGGAUCUAGUAUAUCAUAAUCAUAAGUAGAUUUAUUUUUCAAUAUUAGUGGUUUUGGUGAAGAAAUUGUGACACUUGUGAAAGAGACAUGUUGGUGUUCCAAUGAACACAAAGACUAAAGAAAAUGUGAUUUGUUUUCAAUAAAUUGUAACCACUUUUUAAAAUACAUUAUUCUGUGAUAUAUUCGUAAAUACAGCGUUUUUUGAGAAAUAUACACAGAAGAUACUGCAUUAAACAAGGAAUAAUGUCAAGCAAUCCUCAGUGGAAGAUGUUCCAGCCGCCAGAUUCACACUCAUCACCCCUGCAGGAUAUUCUAGAUCUCCAGCAUUCUAACAUGCAGGCCAAACAGGCCUAUCGAAAUGGUACGUUUAGCAGCGAUUAUCCAAGUUCUCCAAGAGAUAAUUAUAACAACGUGGGAAAGACUGGCGGGGGUGGCGGCAACCGCUUCACUCUCGCCAACUACAACAUAGAUGGGUGCCCGAUGGGCGACUCGGUGGGGGUCUACUCCUCCAGCUCCAACAACACAUCAUCCCAGCAAUACGACUCUGUCAACCACCCGCCUAUCAGAGAAACUGGGAUUAUUGAAAAGCUACUGCAUUCCUACGGAUUCAUACAGUGUUGUGAGAGGCAGGCGCGCCUGUUCUUUCAUUUUAGCCAGUUUAGUGGAAACAUUGAGCACCUCAAGAUCGGGGAUCCCGUGGAGUUUGAGAUGACUUACGAUCGACGCACGGGCAAGCCUAUUGCCUCUACAGUCACCAAAAUAGCACCUGAAGUGGUAUUGAGCGAAGCGCGAGUAACGGGCACUGUGACCACCGAAGUGAAGGGCGAGGGCUCCGGCGACAACACGGGCAGGAUAUCGUACGAGAACCGCGGCGAGUGCUUCUUCCUGCCCUACACGAAGGAUGACGUCGAGGGCAACGUCACGCUGCAUACCGGCGACGCUGUCAGUUUUCAAAUCGCUACCAAUCAGAGGGGCACCCUAGGCGCCUGCCAUGUGCGCUUCGAGAACCCCGUGCACCCGGUGAAGUAUCACGGCGUGGUAUGCUCCAUGAAGGACAACUUCGGUUUCAUCGAGCGCGCCGACGUGGUCAAGGAGAUCUUCUUCCACUACUCGGAGACCAAGACCAAAGAGGAGCUCGCGCUGGGUGACGACGUUGAGUUUAUCAUUCAGACUAGAAAUGGAAAGGAAGUAGCCUGCAACAUAACGAAGCUGCCAAGCGGCUCCGUCGUGUUCGAGGACGUGAGCCCCGAAAUGAUGAAGGGGCAGGUGCUGAAGCCUCUGGAGAAGGGCGCUGCGCGCGCGCCGCAGAACGACCCGCUCCCCGGCCGCAUCCGGUACCGAGCCGCGGACCACUCCGAGGUCGAGGUGCCGUUCGGCGAUAAGGAUCAGUGUGGCGAGUUCACGCUGAAGCAUGGCGACUGGGUGCAGUUCCAAGUGGCCACCGACCGCAGGGAUCAACUCAAGCGCGCCACAAAUAUCUCCUUGCUGGAUGAGUCUUUCAAUGUUUCUGGAGAGAGACGGGAGCAAGGCGUGGUGUGCUCUCUUCGGGAAGGUUUCGGCUUCCUCCGCUGCGUGGAGCGCGAGCAGACGAUGUUCUUCCACUUCGCGGAGGUGCUGCGCUUCGGCCUCAUGGCAGAGAACCCCAAGGACCCUAAGGACCCUAACAACGCCAACAAGUAUAUACUCAGUGUCGGAGACGAGGUGGAAUUCACCGUGGACCCAGUGACGUCGUUCUCCAACAUGAACACCCGCCAGAGCGCUAUCCGCAUCAAGCACCUGCCGCCCGGCUCCGUGCAUUUCGAGACCCUGGUCGAGCGGGGAGUGCGCGGCGUCGUCACUAAAGAGGCUCAGCUCUACAGCUCCAACUCCAGCCCUACUAGGAACCCGCCUCCAGAAUACAAUGGCGUUAUCAGUUGUCAAAUCAACGGAGCUAAGAAGAAUCUUACCUACAUGGCCAAGAAGUGCGACUCCAAGAUGCUGCCUCGAGUUGGCGAUAAGGUCAUCUUCGAUAUUUAUCAGGUGAAGAGAACCAAGGAACUGGUAGCGAUGUCAGUGACGAUCCAACACAGCCUCACGAACGGCGGCUCCAGCAACGGGAGCGCCGCGUCGCGGGGCGUGCUGCACGGCUUCAUCGCCGCGCUCAAGGACGGCUUCGGCUUCAUCGAGACCUCCGAUCACAGCAAGGAGGUGUUCUUCCACUUCAGCAAUCUGGAGGGUAACCCGGACAACCUGGAGCUGGGCACGGAGGUGGAGUACGGGCUGGGGCGCGCGGGCGGCUCGGGCGGCGGCUGCGCCAGCGCCGAGUUCGUGCGCGUGCUGCCGCGCGGCACCGUGCCGCUCGCCAAGCCGCUCGAGCCCGCGCUCAACGGCACCGUCACCCGCACGCUGCGGGCGCUUAACCCGGAUCAACCUAAAUAUUGCGGUCUGAUUCAAAUGGAGGGCGGCACAUCUUACGAGUUCGGAAUCAUGGGGCUGGCGUGCAAGCGCGAGAUCCUGCAAGUCGGCGACCCGGUCACCUUCCAAGCGGACGCAGAGGGCCGCGCCACUAACAUCGUGCCUAUACGCAAGAAGCGACGCGCCACCGUUGACGCCAUCAAAGGAGGCUUCGGAUUCCUGUCGCUGUCGGUGGAGGCGGAGGAGCAGCGGCGGCUGUUCUUCCACAUGUCGGAGGUGCGCGGCAACCCCGCCGAGCUGCAGCCCGGCGACACGGUCGAGUUCGUCAUGCUCACCAACCCGCGCAACGGCAAGAGCAGCGCCUGCAAUGUCGUUAAAGUCUCUAGCGGCAAGACGGGCGCGAAGCCCCGCCCGGAGCGGCCCGAGCGGCUGCUGGCGCGGCUGCGCACCGCCUCGCUGGAGGAGUCGGGCGCGCCGCGCGUCAUCGUGCUCCGCGGCCCGCGCGGGCCCGACGGCUCCCGCGGCUUCCGUCCGCGCCGACCCAUCGCAGAAUUAUUAGCCGAGUGAACAUCAGCGGGCGACGCACCGCGGCCUCUGGACACCGGCAGCUACGUUUGUAGGUAAAUCUCCUAAUGGUUUGAUUUUCGAUUCAAAUUGUUUCAUUGUAUUCACGAGAGACUGACUGAUUCUCUUUUCUUUAGCAGCAUUUAGAGAAAUUGUUUUGUGAUUUUUACUAAUUGUAGGAGAAAAAACUCUGUUAAUAAAUUGGCAGCUGCCAUGAUACCGAUCAAGUUACAUCCACGUUGCGGCUUGUGAUCAAUGAGCGAUGAACAUAUCAACUUUAACCGGACCUUAUUAUUUGCUUAAUUACAAAUUUCCUUAUUACGUCGGUAAGAGGUUCUUUUUCGCAUGGUUACUUUGUUCAAAAUUCCGUUUCACAUAUUGUACUCUAGCUGUUCUUAUGGUUUGCCAAGUUCAGUGCCUGUGGCAUCCAGCUCUCGAAUACUAAUGUAAAUACCCACCGCAGCCGUCAGCCGCCUGAUCUGUAACCGACUGACUGCUGCGUUGGACAUCCAUUGAAUAUUUUAUGUGCUUAUUUGUAAGGAGAAAUAUCAUCUCUGACUCGUUAGUGUUCUGUACCCACGACGCGUUCUGUCUGUACGUAGGUGACACAUAACAAAUGAGGGUUUCUAGAUCUCACGUUAUUGUAACUUAUUGCAAGUAGAUCUCUGUCGGUUUAGUCUCUUCUGUGAUGAUGUAAUUUUUUUGUGCAAUACAUUUGUAAAACAAAAGCGGCACGUUUAGGGCGGUAUGGCGCGUCGCUUGAUGCUUUGUAAGUUCUUUUCGCUGACCUUACGAACCCCUAGCAACGGCGGCAUAUUUUCCAAGUCUUAACGAGCGUCCUUUCACCAUGUGAAUUAAUCUUUAAAUAUACCCACGAGCAAUGUUAUUUAAUACAAACUACCCGGUUUCAUUGCUCAUGAUUAUAUUUUUAGCCAAUUGUACAGUCAGCGUCAAAUACUUCGUAGCAGUCAAAGUGGCAAAAUAGUUCGGUACACCAUACUAAAUAUAUGGUGUACCGAACUAUUUGGCUACUUUGGUUGCUACAAACUAUUUGACGCUGACUGUACAUACUCAUUUGUGAAACUAGGCGCUGUAUCACGAAUGACAGCAAUAUUAAUUCACGAAAUGGAUGCACCCCAACUAUGAAAACAGGUUCCUUGAUGAAAUAAGUCUUAUAGACGCAGUUUGCCGUUUUGGUUGUAUUUACGAAUAAGUGGUGUUGUAUUGUUUGUGUUGCCUAACCCACUUAAAGAUAUUCGCAAAUAUUUUGUUUGUAAAUUAUUCUGAGGAGGAUAGGUUCUUGUUAUAUACCAAAUCAAUGUUUACCAAAGGACUAGAGGAUCAUGGAGUACUCUAACUUGGUGUGACUACGUGUCUGGGUCAGUCGAUAAAUAAAAUUAAAUACGUUUUUCUGAAGUAGACAGUUAAUAUUUUUCUAUGAAAUUUAACGGUGGAAUUUGAAUCACGUUGUGUAGACAGUAGUACAUUACUAUAGAGGCCGGGAAACGAAGGGUUGCAGGCCAAGUAGAUAUAGAUAGGGAUGCUCGGCCGGCAACCCCGUUUCUCGCCGAGAUUUGUAUAAUUAGUGUUUUUCUCAAACUUGCAAUAAAAAAAAUGUUGCAACAUUUAAUUGCAAGUUCGAGAAAAAUUAUAUUACUGUACCUUUUUUUUAUAAAUCAAAUUAAAAUAGUAAAUUAAGAUACAAGUGUGAAAAGUAGGAAAUUCGCAACAAGUGGCGAUAAAUUAAAACGACCAAAGGCAGUGUUUUAAAUCGACACAAGUUGCGAAUUACUUUUUCGCACGUGUAUUGUACAACAUUGCACGUGUGUUGUGUUUUACAGUACAUAUGGCCCUUUAAAUUUUCGACAUACGCACGUAUAGUGCUAGUUUACUGCACUAGGGCGGUAAAUUAGAGCCAUAUGUACUGUAAAUAAAAAUAAAGAUGAUCUUUUUUAUAAAACUCUAUAUCAGUUUUUGUAGUGUAAAUCGUUGUUUAUUCAAACUGGAAUCAAAUUAAUCAGCUGCUUGUCUGUAUUUUAAACAAUAAAGAUCCCAUUGUAAUCUGUAUAUACUCUAAGAUACCAUUCUUUGAAUAUGGGUGAGUUAUAAUUAUCACACUGAAAGGAAAAAAAGCGGUAGGUUAUUUAUUACUUAUCAAUUAAAUUUGGCACACGCGCCACUGUUGUGCGGAGCGACCACACUGGCGAACUUCCGCUUUUAUUAUAUCUGAUUAUAGCGUUUAAUCUUGCCGAUUCAAUACAACUUCAUUACAUUGGGUGGCCCGCACAGACUAAUCUUAUUCUAUCAUACCUAAUUGUAAAGCAGUUGUAUCGAAAAAAAAAACUAAAAUGUUUACUAUAGACUUUUUCAAACGCGAGGGGUAGGGUGACAUUUGUUUUUUUUUUUCAUUUCGUGCCAUUGACGUUUCGGACCAAUCCUUUUUUUUAACAAAAAUAACUUGGAUCCCUAAUGGACAAAAAUACACAUCUUCGUAGCUUAGAAUAUCUCAAUAUAAUAGACACAAAUCACAAAAAUAUAUAAUGUUAUGUUAUAAAAAUAAAGAGAUAAAUUUUAAUGUCGUUGAGUUUCAUUAUGUAAAAUGGAACUCAAUUGCAAUAAAGUUUGUCUCUACUUAUCGACCGACUCGAUUCCGCUCGUGUCAAAUCGUUUCAAUCCCGUCGAAUUGUGAAACUUAAAAAUAUAAAUCAUCAAUAGAAUCGAUUAUAUGGCAGCAGGUUUAAUCGUUCUCGGUUAAAUCUGCUGCCAAAAAAUCGUUUUUACUUUGCAUUGUCACAACCCUAUAACUUAUAACUUUUUGACAUACUGUGUCAGCCUACUCUACGAGUUUGAAAAAGACAAAAGAAGUAAUUUAUACUUUGGCAACACUUACACCAAAACGUCCGAGUAUUAGGUUUUUGUGUUUAACUGUCGAAAUUGUCCCAAUGUACAUUACUGUAAAUGAAACACGUGUUUAUUUGUAGUUGUUUAUGUGACGAAUAUAACGUUGAGUUCAUUUUGAAUGUAUAGUGCGAAAAGUUAAAAUGGGUUUGGCGGUGUGUGUCGGCCACCCCGCAGCGUCGGUCACCGGUUGGCGAGCCCAGUCCGCGGUCCGUCUUCAUCUGGUAUGUGUCGCCCGAUCCACAAGUGCUGAUUCCUAAUCCCACUCUACCUUAUAUUUACGAUUUAAAAACUAAAUGAACAAAAAUCAAACUAAUCGGAUAAAAAAGCAUUUAUAGAAGUAUGCAAUGUACUGGAAUGGAACCAAAGACUGAAAAAAAAAUAUUUAUUACAAUAAUAAUAUUGGUGUUAGAUUAUUUUAAUUAACGGUAUGUUGAGAACUAUUCACUUUGCGGUCGUAGUAAUUUUAAAGUUUGUCAUCGUUCGAUAUUGUUUUGUGGCAAAUCUAUGACUGACGGAUGUGUGGCGCGUUGUUACGUUCUUUAAUUAAACGUAGCUUUUUCGGAAUCAAUUGAUGUUGAUUUCUAACGGCGCCUAGCUAUCAGUUGUGUAGACUGAAAGUAUAUAAGCAAUACGAUAAUGUGUUCAAGAUCGUAUUCAGACGAAGGGAUCGUAGGUAAGCUGGUCACGGAAGGACGCUUCCCUCCCCGCCCGUCCUCUGCACCGCGACCAUCUUAUCCUCCCUCUUUCUUAUCGUUACUAUCAAUUGCUUUGCUAGUGCUUAAUUCGCGCACUGCACUUAUUGUCGAUUACACACAUUGUGCGAGUAUUGUUUGAAAAUAUGUAAAAUAAAUUUAACCUGUAAGUCAAAAUAAACUUUAGAAUUUAAAAAUGUAAAAAAAAGGAAUUUUGGACAAACGUUAAAAAUUGCGCUUUAUAAUACAAGAUUUUAAUUGCUGUAUCAUAUGUAUGCUCAUGUAACCAUAACUUAGUAAUAGUCUUAAUAAUAUAAUAAUCAGGAUACUUGGUGUUGUAGCGUACGAAGGUAAGCCCCGGGUCUGUUCGGGUAUAGGUAUUAUUAUUAUACUAGUCUUAAACGAUUACGCCGAUUAUCAUACUACGCAGAUGAUAGAUGUAGUGCUAGCGACGCCCGUCGCCGCCGGGAGCUGCCUGGCCUCGUGGCCGCGUGACGAGCGCACCCACUGUUCCGUGACAAGCCACGACACGUAGCUGUAAUUUGGCGAACCACUCGUAAAUGCCAGUGCCUAAAAGAACCUCUGAAAAGAAAUGUCUAACCUAAAAAAAAUGUUAUAAAAAAUAUAUAAGCCUUUCAGAAUUACAAACUUUUAAAGUAAUCAUAAGAGUUUAUUUUAAUUUAGUUGGAAUGUAUUCGUUAGUCAAGUUAUUUAUGCCAAAUGUUUAUACAACCCCAUACGGUUUUGGGUGCGCGAAUGAAAUGGAUGUAGGUCACGUUCGCGGGCUCCACCGCGCCGCCGAAGAGCGCUGUGGGGCCAUCCACGCUUCUCACUCCAUGCCGACUGUCCAUUUAGUUUCACCAUGAGAUGUAUUUUACUACGUGAGUUUCUUGUAGAGGAGCCAUUAACACGGUACAACUUUCGAAUUUUAAUGUUAACGUGAUAAUUUUUAUAUAUGUGAUGCCUUUAUAGGAGUUGUUGAGGAACUGGCUACUUUACACGAUCCGUUAACGUGCUGUUGUGAAAAAUGCCGGUCGCGCCGCCGCUCGGGCUUAAAUUAAUCGUAAUCGGGGACAAGAAAUGGUCUCACUAUACUAUUACUUUCUCAGAAUCAUGUACCUAUCUUUUCACGUUAUUUUGUAAUCCGGACUUCAUUUUAUAGUUAGGUUUCUCAUUCCACUGAGAAAGUUAAUAGAAUAGAAGUGAGAUGGCUCGACGGCGUCGCGUCUCGCGAUUUUCACUGAUCAUAAUCGUCACCGAUGCCUAACCCGCGCCCUCGAACGACGUAGCACGGCGACGAGACGAAGGGUUAACGUAGCCGUGUUGGUUAGCUCGUUGGACGUUUAUGACGCUGUAUACGUUAGAACGAAUGCAUAUUCUAAAGUUUUUGUGAUUGUUUGCCGACGGCCGGCCCCGCGGGCCGGCACACCAUGUUUAUAGCUUGUACGACUCGUGCGAAUAGAUACAUACAUAUACCAAUAAACGAUGUGAUUACGCCA
This is a messenger RNA of Cydia pomonella (codling moth), 8397 nucleotides long. RefSeq names its product cold shock domain-containing protein E1 (gene Unr). Bases 591 to 3308 code for a protein of 905 amino acids. The record is from RefSeq and is a predicted model, not a curated record. The transcript is spliced from 17 exons. Lineage: Eukaryota; Metazoa; Arthropoda; Insecta; Lepidoptera; Tortricidae. Gene Ontology annotation, molecular function: nucleic acid binding.